This is a messenger RNA of Peromyscus eremicus (cactus mouse), 2524 nucleotides long. It is a transcript of the gene Tmem265, whose product is annotated as transmembrane protein 265. Gene Ontology annotation, cellular component: membrane. The record is from RefSeq and is a predicted model, not a curated record. NCBI's taxonomy places the organism in Eukaryota, Metazoa, Chordata, Mammalia, Rodentia, Cricetidae. The transcript has 2 exons. Bases 1868 to 2197 code for a protein of 109 amino acids.
UCCUUUCUUUUUUUUUUUUUUUAAGAAGAAAACAUAAUAAACUUAGUUUCUGUACAAGCAUCCGUGUAAGGAGGCUUCUGAUUUUCUGGUCUGGUGGAGGGUUGGGUGGGAACUUGGACAUAAUUUUUCACCUCCCUCUUGCAAUUACCCAUACCUGAUCUCUAAUCCAAGAUUGUAUACUUUUAAAGCAGAACUUAACCCCUCUCUCAGUCAAGAAAAGGAAAGAUUGUCAAAUCUGAUCUGAUAGGCUAUGUAGUCUCAGUUUUAGACCACCCAGACAUAACUCUUUUCUCUGACUCUUGAACUUUCCCUCACUCAGCUCUCCAACACCUUGGAGUUCCCUUUCAACCUCCUUGCUCAGGUGCUUCCUUACACUCCUUUCUUCAGAAAGCAGGCAUCCUCCAUUUGCUUCAUGCCUUGGCCCUCCUCUGCUCUCCAUCUAGCCAAACUGGUUUGAGUUGGCCAUGCCCCUUCCCAGCUCCCUGGGCUCUUCACAUGGUGGCUGGCCCCACAACUCUACCUUGGCUUGGCUUGGAGCCAUGAGUCAGCUUCAUCUCCACCCAAGCCAAAUCAAACCUGAGGCAGGAGCCGAAACUCACAGUCCCUCAAAGCCUAUAGCCAGGUAAGAAUCUAUGUUCGUGUUUAUAGUUUCCGACCUUAACUCCCUGGGCCCUCCUCCUGGAGCUCUUCUCAUUGGCUGACGCUUCAGUUCUUGCCUCAACUUGACAUUGCAGCUUUGCUACACAUCCUUUUGCUCUCUCAUCGCUCACUCUUUUUGCAUUUUCUUUACUUGUGCUUGGGGGAACCACAGGUGGUUUAGUUUUGUCCAAGCUGUAGGAGAAUGAUUGGACAUGAGGGUAGAAAGAUAUUUUGAUGUGCACAGAGGGUCUGAGUGAGUAAAGAAGAUACUAUGCAGGUUCCUGUAUGGGCAGUGAGGUUACUGGAACUCUGCUAAUCUGGUUGUGUUGUAUGGUCUGGGUUAAAAUGGAGAGAGAAGGUGGCAAGAAGGCAUCAUAACAAAGAUAGGUUCAGGGUUUGGGGCUUUUUGGUUGUUGUGUUUUAGUUUUUGUUUUGAGACAAGAUCUCCUAUCCUCAAACUCCUAAGCUAGCAAUGCUGGUCUUGAACUCUUGAUCUUUCUGCUUCCACCUGUCCAGAAUUGGGAUUAUAAGUGUCUGCUACUACUGCUGGGUUAGGUGUUAGUUUGUUUUUAAGUUUUUGUUUUUUAUUUUUUUUAAUAGCAAAAAAGAACUGUAUGAUUUUCCCUUCAUCCCCAGAACUGUUUUCAUGUCAGGUGUGGUGGUGGCACAUGCCUUUAAUCCCAGAACUCCAGUCAGAGGCAGGUGGAUCUCUGUGAGUUCUAGGCCAACCUGGUCUACAGAGUGAGUUCCAGGACAGCCAGGACUGUAUAGAGAAACUGUUUAAAAAACAAAAAAAAAUUGUCCCAGCACAAAGGAGCAGAGGCAGGGGAUCUCUGAAUUUGAGGCCAGCCCUGUCUACAUAGUUCCAGGCCAGUCAGGAAGAGAUACAUAGUGAGACCCUAUCUCAAAACAAAAUAAGGCACAUACUCAAAGGUUUUGAGAUUCUAUGUCCUGUUUCUCAGUAUGCUUCUCUGUACUUGCUGAAAUACAAGUAUAUUCACACAUGCUUGCCUUCAAAGAUUUAGAAUCUUAAACUGAUGGAAAGGAUUCCAUCCACGCAUUUAGUCUCCUGGCCUGAGUCACUGGAGGAAUUUCCCAGUAUGACUGCAUUCCUAAGUAUAGGGUUAGAACAGUAGAUAGCAUGCUUUGAGAAGGGUGGAGUCACCAUGCCAGAGCAAGAGCUCAUUUGUUGGGCUUAAAAGUACCUUGACUGUAUCGCCCACAGGUGAUGGAGGACGAGGAGAAGGCAGCGGAGAGCUUGAUGAGCAACAUGGAAGCUGCUCAUUCUCCAUCCCCUAUCCACUGCUGCUGGCUCCGCCUCCGCUACUUGGCAGCUACUAGCAUUAUCUGUGGCUGUUCUUGCCUGGGAGUCAUGGCCCUUGUGUUUGCCAUCAAGGCAGAAGAGCGGCAUAAGGCAGGCCAGUCGGAGGAGGCCAUAUACUGGGGGGCCCGGGCCCGGAGACUCAUUCUGGCCAGUUUUGCUGUCUGGUUUGCUGUCCUUGCUCUGGGUCCCUUGCUGCUGUGGCUACUCUCCUACACCAUUGCGCAGGCUGAGUAACCCUGGGUGGCCUUUGCUGAGAGCCAGUCAAGACCUGGAUCCAAUCCAACAGUGCGGCAGUGCUCAGUUCUGGUGACAGGAGUGGUUCGUGGUUCUUCCUGUCUGGAAGGACGUUGCCUUUCUCGGGAACCAUUGGAAGAGCUCAUCUAGGCUAUUCAAAGCACCUGAGACUUCACGGGGAGGUCAGCCUGCUCUAUUCUUUCAUUACCCUCUGCUUUGUCUCCCUACCCCUCCAUCCUAGGAGCCUCCAUUCAGAGAAAGGAUUGAAAACCAGGCUUGAUUUUAUUAGAAUUUGUUUUGUAAUAAAAACCUUUUUUGGUGGUGAAA